Molecule: messenger RNA, 534 nt
Organism: Strongyloides ratti
Lineage: Eukaryota; Metazoa; Nematoda; Chromadorea; Rhabditida; Strongyloididae
Product: Domain of unknown function DB domain-containing protein
Exons: 2
Coding region: 1-534 (177 amino acids)
Source: RefSeq, a predicted model, not a curated record
AUGAAAUUUUUAGUAUAUUUUUCUCUUAUUUUUAUUUCUAAUAUUUUUGCUGAUAGUGGAGUAAGUGAAUUUGAACAACCUGAGGGAUGUGGAACACAAGCAACUAAUUGGAAACCAUGUAUUGAACGUAAAAUAGCUGAUCAAGUUUUUACAUCUUGUUGUGAAAGAUUUGUUCCACCAGAAUGUCGUGGUUUAUGUAUUUAUGAAUCAAAUGCAAUUGAAUCUAGAGUUGUUUUAAUGCAUACUAUUCAACCAAGUAGAUGUAGAUUAUACAAAUAUCUUAGUUCUAUUGUUCAUUGUGCUGCUCAGACACAUGAUAAUACUGAAUGUUGCAAAGAUAUGGGUGUCUCAGAUAUUGGUCCACAUUGUUUACAAUUAUGUCAUCCACAGGCUAAACCAAGAGCUCAUAUGGGUGAAAGAUCCUUGGCAAAACCUAUUGUAAGUUGUCUUUCAAAAUGGGAUCAAAUUAUGCAGUGCCAUCAUUCUGGUCUUCGUGCUCGUAAAGUUCCCAAGACAUCAGUUCUCAACAAUUAA